UUCACAUCUUUCUCACAGGUCAAGUGUGCCGCUGCUUAUCGAUCUAAACGGCACCUUACUUUAGGCGACGCUAUAAGAACUUGUUGGACGUCCAUCCCAGAAGUGACCCAGUCCCUUUCGCCUCUGCGCGACAUGGCGUCCAACGCCACUGCUUCCGCGAUUCAGGAGACUGGAAGGCUUCCCGGCCCGCGUCAAAGAUGGCCAGUUCGCGCACAGCCGUUUUCUGCGCAGGCUCCGCCGGGCCCAAAGGCCACGCUCGAGGCGGCCGCCGCCGUCGCUCUAGCCUCCGCUCUCGGUGGGCGCCGCCGCCAGCCAAUCGCAGGGCGCGCGUAAUGGCUCCGCCCGCGGAUCAGCUGAGGGACUGCGAUGUCUGUUGACAGCGUCGGCGGCGGCGGCGGUGCCGCCGGUUCCGGGAUCAGCGCGGAGCGUGGGAUGUGAAUCCGAUGGAGCCGGCCGGGGGAAGCGAGCAGCCGCCGCCUGUGCAGCCGUGGGGCCGGCUUCUGCGCCUGGGCGCCGGGCAGAGCGAGCCGCACGUCCUGCUGCGGAAGCGCGAAUGGACCCUCGGACGCCGGAGAGGUUGUGACCUUUCAUUCCCCAGCAAUAAACUGGUCUCUGGAGAUCACUGUAAAAUUGUUGUAGAUGAAAAGUCUGGUCAGGUGACCCUGGAAGAUACCAGUACCAAUGGAACAGUAAUCAACAAGUUGAAGAUUGUUAAAAAGCAAACUUGCCCUUUACAGACUGGGGAUGUCAUCUACCUGGUGUACAGGAAGAAUGAGCCAGAACACAAUGUGGCAUACCUCUACGAAUCUUUGAAUGAAAAGCAAGGCAUGACCCAGGAAUCCUUUGAAGCCAAUAAAGAAAAUAUGUUCCACGUGUCCAAAGAUACCUCAGGUCCAGGGUUGAGUGACGACCCCCAGGUCUCACCACAAUUGCCUGCCACACAGGCAUGCUUGGAAGAACCACAGCCAUCGACAUCAACAUCAGACCUCUUCCUCACAGCCUCUGCCUCUUCCACAGAGUCGACCUGUGCAGGGCGAGAGCAUUCCUCCAGCUCUGAUGGAGAGCUGGAUCUGAACCUACCAGUGCUGGUCACAGACCAGUGUAGAAAUGCCCAGGCCACCCAUGAGGAUACCAGAGCUGCUGCUGUGAAACCAGACAAGAUGGCAGAGACGCUCACGUGCAUCAUCUGCCAGGAUCUGCUACAUGACUGUGUGAGUUUGCAGCCUUGUAUGCACACCUUCUGUGCAGCCUGCUACUCUGGCUGGAUGGAACGCUCAUCCCUGUGCCCCACAUGCCGCUGUCCAGUGGAGAGGAUCUGUAAAAACCACAUCCUCAACAACCUCGUGGAAGCAUACCUCAUCCAGCACCCAGACAAAAGUCGCAGUGAAGAAGAUGUGCGCAGUUUGGAUGCCAGGAAUAAAAUCACUCAAGACAUGCUGCAACCCAAAGUCAGGAGGUCUUUUUCUGAUGAGGAAGGGAGUUCAGAUGACCUGCUGGUUCUGUCAGACGUUGACAGUGAAUCCUCAGACGUAAGCCAGCCAUACAUUGUGUGCAGACAGUGUCCUGCACACAGAAGGCAGGCGGCACAGCCCCUUUCCUGUCCAGCACCAGAUAGCACAUCCGAGGCCCUGCAGGCCCUUGAGGGGGAUGCACCGUCCACCUCCACCAGCCUCACCCCAGCAACCCAGGAAUACGUGUGCCCUGUUCAAGGAAGCCACGCCAUAUGCACCUGCUGUUUCCAGCCCAUGCCCGACCGGAGAGCAGAGCGUGAGCAGGACCCCCGUGUCCCACCCCAGCAGUGUGCAGCUUGUCUGCAGCCCUUCUGCCACCUGUACUGGGGCUGUACCCGGACCGGCUGCUCUGGCUGCCUUGCCCCGUUCUGUGAGCUCAACCUAGGGGACAAGUGUCUGGAUGGAGUGCUGAACAACAACAACUACGAGUCAGACAUCCUGAAGAAUUACCUGGCAACCAGGGGUCUGACGUGGAAAAACAUAUUGACAGAAAGUCUCAUGGCUCUGCAGCGGGGAGCAUUUUUACUGUCUGAUUACCGGGUCACUGGAAAUACAGUGUUGUGCUACUGCUGCGGCCUGCGCAGUUUCCGAGAGCUGACCUAUCAGUACCGGCAAAACAUUCCUGCUUCUGAAUUGCCAGUGGCUGUGACCUCCCGUCCUGAUUGCUACUGGGGCCGUAACUGCCGCACUCAGGUGAAGGCCCACCACGCGAUGAAAUUUAAUCACAUCUGUGAGCAGACAAGGUUCAAGAAUUGAACAUCAGGGAAACAGCACAGAACCUUUUGAGGCAACACUGCAUGUUGAAAAUACAGACCUCUGAGGGUAUUUUUCCAUCUCAGCAAGGCCAGCUGGGCUCUCAGGUCAGGUGCUGUGGAGGGGCUUCUCCUGCUGUGGAGCUUUAACCUGAGUGAGAGUCCCCAGGCGGCCUGGCAGGGGGGGUGGCAGCACCACCCUCCCGCUGAGCGUGCACGGCUGAGCCCACACUCAAGCCUCCUUCUGGACUGAUAGUUGUGCGUACCUCUGCAAGUGGGGACAGUGCAGGUUUGGUCUUUUUGUCCCUUUUCUAUAACUGCAGUUAAAAUGGAAAUCUCUUUUCAGGAAAAUUUCAUGGAAGAAGGGAAAGUGUGUCAGAAGUGCUCUCUUAGGGAAACGGAGCAUAAGUUUACAGCAUACAGGAUGUUCAGAACACUCCGCUGUUGGGACAACCACAGCCUUUUAUAUAUUUUUUAUUUUAAUAGCUUUGGUGCUUAUCUUCUAAUAAGAUUUAAAUAUCACAAACAGUAGCACAAAUAAUAUAAUUUAUAAUUUACAGAUUGACUAAAUUGGGGAUAGUAUGUAUAUUUGAAAGUUUCUGAUUAUUUAAAAAAAAAAAAAAAACGCUCAAAUGUCCCAGUCUGCUAACUCUGGAUGUGGAUGAAGGGUUGGCGGCUCCUUGCUGAUAUGCAUGAGAUGUGUCACUGCUGUCCCCAGUGCUAGGCUGGCCCCAGGCUGUCGAGG
Messenger RNA from Octodon degus (degu), 3008 nucleotides. RefSeq names its product checkpoint with forkhead and ring finger domains (gene Chfr). Gene Ontology annotation, cellular component: nucleus. Gene Ontology annotation, molecular function: ubiquitin-protein transferase activity; protein binding. Lineage: Eukaryota; Metazoa; Chordata; Mammalia; Rodentia; Octodontidae. The coding region runs from base 444 to 2267 and encodes 607 amino acids. Gene Ontology annotation, biological process: ubiquitin-dependent protein catabolic process; protein ubiquitination; mitotic cell cycle checkpoint signaling. The record is from RefSeq and is a predicted model, not a curated record. The transcript is spliced from 17 exons.